Molecule: messenger RNA, 4604 nt
Organism: Paramormyrops kingsleyae
Lineage: Eukaryota; Metazoa; Chordata; Actinopteri; Osteoglossiformes; Mormyridae
Product: nuclear receptor subfamily 2 group F member 6
Biological process (GO): regulation of DNA-templated transcription
Molecular function (GO): zinc ion binding; sequence-specific DNA binding; DNA-binding transcription factor activity
Source: RefSeq, a predicted model, not a curated record
CGUCUGAUGGAUCUGUACAGAAAAUGCAACAAAAAUAGAAAAACACAUAUAUUUGUGAAGACUUCUGGAAUUCAGAAAAUGAGCCACUGCAGAAAGUCUGAUAUGAUAUCCGGAUAGGAGGAGGGCUGAGAGGCGAACGUGCUGGUGAGAGGCCGCGAGCUUCGGCAGAGCCGGGGUUAACAGGCGCCGGGGCAUUGGAGAGCAGCGCAUUCUUUCAGAAUAUGUGCAGCCUGCCGGCCCACUCUGCUCUUUGACUCCAAUGUCCAUAUAAGGCGGGCGGCACCAUGGCAACUGAAGAGCUUGAAUAGUAGUGUCAAAUCCCCUAGCAGACAGACACAUGCUCGCUCGCUCGCUCGCUCUCCCCCUCCCUUACCACGUGUAUGAGAAAGGAGGAGAGAGAGAAAGAGAGAGAGAGAGAGAGAGGGAGAGGGAGGGAAAGAGACAGAGAGAGAAAGUGAGAGAGAGACAGAGAGGGAACAGAGAGGCAGCAAAGAGGAAGCUAGCCAGCUGCCUGAAGCAACACGCUGCCGGAUGACUGAUGGCUGCCUGCCUUGUUUCAAGCUGGUAAAUUAAAUGAAUGUUUGCUGGAGCUGAAAAGAGGGGACCUGAAAAAGCUGCGAUUCUUCCCACAGACUGAGCACGGGGAAGGGAGGAAGGUUUAGGCCGCAAGCCGUUACUGACCGGCAGGCAGGCAGGCAGCAAGGGGCCAUGCAGGGACACCGGUGAAACAGGACCCCACCAACGGGGCAGAGGAGUUUUGUUUUUUUAAAUUCACUCUCCCAAAGCACAAAUCCAAAGGCGCAGGAAGGAGAGACAUCUGGGCCGUUUUUUCAUAACAGGCAGCAAAGCCGAUACUUCCGUGAACUUGGGUCCUGUUUUAUGGCGUGAGAGCAGAGGCGGUGGCAGAGAGUGCUGCCCGCUUUCUCACCAGUCGCUUCUCCUUCUUGUGCCGCCUUCAGCCCGGACAUCACAGCACCGCUGCUUACUUCCACUCUGCUGACCUGGAAGACUGUUUCGCAAAGGAGAACAGGAACUGCUGCCCAGAGGAAGUCUGGGAAAGCCACGUGUUAAUCCGGCGCUCAGAACACGCUGCGUCUUAGUCUGCCAUUGGUGGAAGUUUUGCUAGGUACUAUGCAGCAUCAGCAAAAAUCAUUCAUUGCACCUUGAAGUUCCCCUGACUCGCCGAUGUACUUCUUCUGAUAUUCAUGUUUCAAGACUCUCCUCUGUUAUUUGUGUCUGACUUUUGGGCAGGGCAGUGACAGUGCAGAUACCAAAAACAGAGCUCAGUAAUAACUGGUUGAACUGGUUUAGGAAAGGGGGGCUUUUCUUGCUUGAUUUGUGAGCGCGUGGCCAGCGUCUGUCUGCUUCCCCAGCACCUCAGCACAGACACACAGUCACUGCUCCACAUCCGAGAGGGUCUCUGCUCCCAUUCCUGGGCUCAUGUGGUGAUUAAGGAGACUUUUUUUGGAAAUGCUUGACUGUGUUUAAUUAAUUUUUUCCAUUGGGAAGAGCAGAUCAAACUGUAGUCCCGUCCACGCUGGUCUGCAGUCGUUGGAAAGACUGUGGUAAAAGCUCAAGAGGUAACUGAGUUUAUAGAGAGGAAGUAGGGGAAGAAAAGGAGUGCUUGGGGAGUGAGGCUGCAUGACCCGGUGGCAGAGAAAAUGCCAAAAAUCAACAGGAAAAAACAUUAGCUUGACAUAGUACUUUGUUGUUGUUUUUGUUUUACUGCUGAAGUGGUUGACUUCCCACCAAAAAUCUUUUUCAUCAUUUCAGUUUUUUUUUUUGUAAUUUUCUUGGCAUUUGCAAAAUCUGACUGAUGCAUUAAGUAACAUUUAAUAACUGGCUUAGUUUUGGAUACAUUUCUCAGUAGUGCCCCGUUAUAUCAGUGUUCUGGGUGGUCUGGAACCGGGGGUGUUUGUUCCCUGGUUCCUGGAUCGGCCUGGAGCCUCAGCAAUGGCCAUGGUGAGCGGGGGGUGGGGCGAUCCCAACGGGGACACCAACGGACUGGGGGAGAAAGGGUACCUGAGGACUGACGAGGAUGACGGUUCACCCCAGGCGGGCAGCAGCGACGUGGAGGUGGGGGAGGAUGACAAGGCCUGCUCAGUGGACUGUGCAGUCUGCGGCGACAAGUCCAGUGGAAAGCACUAUGGCGUGUUCACCUGUGAGGGCUGCAAGAGCUUCUUCAAGAGGAGCAUCCGGCGUAAUCUCAGCUACAGCUGCAGGUCCAAUCGAGAAUGCCAGAUUGACCAGCAUCACCGUAACCAGUGCCAAUUUUGCCGGUUGAAGAAGUGCUUCCGUGUCGGAAUGCGCAAAGAAGCAGUCCAGCGUGGACGCAUUCCUCCAUCGCACUCAGGAAUCAGUCCUACAUCCCUGCCGGGGGGUGGUGGUGGAGUCAGUGGAGUAGGGGGCACUGGAGAGCUCUUCAACGGGCAGCCGGUCUCAGAACUCAUCUCCCAGCUGCUGCGGGCCGAGCCCUAUCCCAGCAACCGCUACGGGCCCCAGUACGGCCAGCAGCAGGGGCAGGUGCAGGCCGGCGGACCCGUCAUGGGCAUCGACGGCAUCUGCGAGCUGGCGGCGCGGCUGCUCUUCAGCACCGUCGAGUGGGCGCGCGGCAUCCCCUUCUUCCCCGAGCUGCCAGUGUCGGAGCAGGUGGCCCUGCUAAGGCUCAGCUGGAGCGAGCUCUUCAUCCUGAACGCAGCACAGGCCGCCCUGCCGCUGCACACGGCCCCACUGCUGGCCGCCGCUGGCUUCCACUCGUCACCCAUGUCAGCCGAGCGCGUCGUGUCCUUCAUGGACCAGGUGCGCCUCUUCCAGGACCAGGUGGACAAGCUCACGCGCCUGCAGGUGGACUCUGCAGAAUACAGUUGCCUCAAAGCCAUCGCCCUCUUCUCCCCUGACGCUUGCGGCCUGACGGACCCCGUGCACGUGGAGAGCCUGCAGGAGAAGGUCCAGGUGGCGCUGACGGAGUAUGAGCGGGCGCAGUACCCCAGCCAGCCGCAGCGGUUCGGCCGCCUGCUCCUGCGCCUGCCCGCCCUGCGCGCUGUGCCCGCCUCACUCAUCUCCCAGCUUUUCUUCAUGCGGCUGGUGGGCAAAACGCCCAUUGAGACGCUGAUCCGUGACAUGCAACUGUCCGGCAGCUCCAUCAGCUGGCCCUACGUUCCCGGGCAGUGAUGGCGCUGCCUGCGCAGGGCUCUCCCUCCAAGCGACCCAGUAUUACACCCUGAACCCGUCCCCCCUCAUUGGAUCCCCUCUGUUUAGCAGGCUCUCCGCAUGCUUACGUACGGUCUGCCGUACGUAACGUCAGCGUAAUGCUAGUCCACUUAAAGGACCUGGCCAAACGCCUGAAAUGACAUGCGGUCACACCGCGAUGACAGUCACAUGUGCGUCUCACACUGGAGCCCAGACGGUGUCGGUAAUGGUGAUGGGCGGGAGUACGUGCCACGUAUUGGUUACGUGACUUCAGCUACCAGCCGCGCGGUAAGAUUCGAGGAAGUCUGGGUUUUGCAGGCAAGUUUUCCAGAGGGAAAACAAAAACAUUUACAAUACAAACUUUCAAAUAGUGAAUGAUAACCUCCCACAGUUUAUAAAUAGAUUUUGUAAAAGUAUGUUUGUCUGUUAUGCUUUAAAUUUUUCCAUCUAGAUGUUCUAGAUUUACGUUUAAAUGCCAAAGAUCUGACUACUCUAUUGUUAACUUUAUUACUAAAUAUAAAAAAAUCUUUAGAAGACUGAAGACAACCAUUUCGUUUGAAUCAUUAUGAAAAUCAUUACUGCAUUACUUGAAAUUUUUGUGCACACUUAUAAUGCCUUUGUUUGUGGCAUAAUUAUCAUACUGUAUGAUCUUAUCUAAAAAACAAAAAGUAUUUUAGUGUCCAUAAAUAAUAUGGAUCAUACAUAACUGGUGUUCACCUGAAUUAACAUUAAACAAUGCAUACUCAGUAACAUGUCUUGGUUGAAAUUACAGACCAAAAUUACUGAGCUGAGAUCAGUAAAAAAUGAGUCAACUAGAAUUUAUUUUAUCAGUUAAUAGUAUUGGAAGUAUAAUCUGACCUUGUAGUACAAACGGCAUUAAUUUGACAUGCAGUACUGCUUCCUGGGCUGUAGGGGGAACCAAAAAUAUGGUGCGUUGAUAAAGUUUUACUGUCCCAUGCAUAUAAGUGCAUAAAAAAUCAGCAAAUCUCAGUGUAAAAAUGAAUUUCUGUUUGUGUCCAGUUUACCAAAGGCUCAUUCCUUCAAAUAUGCCAUAAAUUAGUUGUGAUUUCAUGCACUUGUAUUGAUUCAUGCAUUUCAAUGUAUUUAACGAAUUAACACUUGCAUUUUGUUAAUUCUUUCACUGUAGUAAAUGAUCUGUUUUAGGGGCCAGUGUGGUCCUUCCAACAGCAUUUUUUAACAUAUUUAUUUCAGGGAUCCCGGUUGUUGUUUAUUCUUUGUUUUUAUUCUUAUUUAUUCAGAUUAAAAUGCACAGUUAAUAUGACCAUUUCCCGGGUUAAAGUGAAAUAAGCAUUAGCUGUCACUGCCGAUGGCCUUUUCCUACUGCUGAUACUGGCAUUAUAUACAUGUGGCACAGAAACCAGUCACACAUUCUGUAGAAUAAAGAAUGGAUAUUA